This is a messenger RNA of Esox lucius (northern pike), 812 nucleotides long. It is a transcript of the gene mrpl22, whose product is annotated as mitochondrial ribosomal protein L22. The record is from RefSeq and is a predicted model, not a curated record. The transcript has 7 exons. Gene Ontology annotation, cellular component: ribosome; mitochondrial large ribosomal subunit. Lineage: Eukaryota; Metazoa; Chordata; Actinopteri; Esociformes; Esocidae. Gene Ontology annotation, molecular function: structural constituent of ribosome. Gene Ontology annotation, biological process: ribosome assembly; translation. Bases 89 to 715 code for a protein of 208 amino acids.
GAGACGCGCCUCUGAGUUUCAAAUAUCUACGACGAGAUUAUGAAGUUACCGUAAAGAAAAACGCACCAACGACGUAAAAAUAUGCAACAUGGCGACCUCCGUAAUGUCAAGGGGUGGGUUUACACUAUUUAGCAAUGUUGCAAGGCAGAUACACUUAAGGUUAUUUGCCUUUCAUAAACCCCAGCAGCACUUCAUCCACACCAGUGUCUCAUUAGACGUUAACAAGAACUGGGACAGGAAGAACCUGCAAGUCUUCCCACCACAGCAGCCAGGGGAAGCACAAAGACCUGCGGAGGUCCACCACUGCAGGAGACAAAUCAAGUACAGCAAGGACAAGAUGUGGUAUCUAGCAAAAAUGAUCAGAGGAAUGACCAUUGAUGAGGCCCUUACACAGCUUCAGUUCAAUGACAAAAAGGGUGCAAAAAUCAUGAAAGAGGUUAUCUUGGAAGCCCAGGAGAUGGCGGUCAGAAAUCACAACGUGGAAUACAAGUCAAAUUUAUAUGUUGCGGAAUCAUUCUCCAACAAGGGGAAGUACUUGAAACGUAUUCGUUACCAUGGCAGAGGAAUGUGCGGAGUCAUGGAUAAAGUGCACUGCCACUACUUUGUUAAGCUGGUGGAGGGGCCCCCACCUAAGGUGGAACAGAAGACAGGCUUUGACCAGGCCAAGGAGUAUGUUGAACAGCUCAAGAGUCGCACCAUCAUUCACUCACUAUAGAUCAACUAAUGUCUCUCUAUGUAUGUAAUUGAUAUCUGUUGUAAAUAAAUAUUGUGUAAUUAUAUUUGCUGGGUUGUUUUUACAAUUCUGGCUAGUU